AUGAUCGAGGAUCAGCGUCCACAUACCGGUCUCAAAGGUGCUAAAGUCACUGACGAUAUCCAAGAAUUGAUGUCGUUUUCUGACGCUAACAAGACCAUUGGCGGAUACAUUGAAGAUGAACCGACGACAGGGAUUAUACACUUGAAAAGAGAGAAACUUCCUAGAUUCUCCUCUACUGUUCACGCAACGUUAGAAACGGAGAGGGAUGCUGGCUUCGAGCGGGAAGAGGAAACUGAGGAUGACGAUGACGUCGAAGUUAAGAGUUAUGAAGGAAAUGGAAAGGGAAAUGGAGAGGGAAAUGGAGGUGAAAACGAAGAUCGUGGGCAGAUUAAGGAAAUCAACAGCAAAGGCGAGAAGAGUGAAAAUCGGGAAAAUGAUGACGAGGACGACGAAGAAGAUGACGACGAUGAAGACGAUGAUGAUGAUGACGAUACCUUCUUUCGUGGGAAUUAUAGACCGGCAAGUGAUAGUUUCCACAACAACAGGUCCCAUCGUCCAGUGGUAAUUGAUGCUGAGCGAGAUAAAGGUUCCGUGUCAGAGAGUCGAAAGAGUACCUCAGAACAAGCAACUACACAGGCUGGAGAAAAAAACGAAAUAGUGAUUUACUCCUCGGAUAGCGAUCAAGUCGAUAACGAAUCAAACAACGUAUCAAGGUCUACCAAGCGAGCUACGAAACGUAGCAGGCGCAAUUCGAACUCGCUGGUAGAUGAGUUGCCCCGCAAAAUGAGGACCAGAAAUACUCGUAGCCCCGUUGGAUUACAAUUUCAGGCUAAACAGGGAGCGUCUGUUACCGAAACACCAACUGAGACGGAGGAUGAUGAGGAUGAGCAAUUUUUCAAAGACCUUGCUCGAGAAGCGGGCAGAUCUGCAAGUACCCUGGAAAGAAAUUCACCAGCGACUGAGAACCGUGUUUUCAACAUCAAAUUCACUUCUAAUUUAGAGGGAACUAUUGAAAAGAAGAUCAAUGCGAAGGUAAAAGGUACACAUACCUUUUCCCAAAUUCUUCCAAUGGCACUGAACUUAAUAAUUAAAGAGUACAAUGUCCCAAAAGAACUGCGACCACAAUAUGAAAGCCAAAAUGUCUCUAUUUAUCGUAACGGCGUCAAAAUUUUGAACUUCAUGAGUUGUAAUUCACUUCAAGUGUCUGCCGAUUCGAAUGUUAAAACGGUCGAGGCUUCCUUGAGUCUGGUACCUAAAGCUCUCGAAAGAGAUUACGAGGCCAAGUACGAAAAAGCGGGCCAAGGGGAAGUAUCGUCCAUACUCGACGAUAUACCGAUAGACUGCAAUGAGACCAGUUUUUUGACCGGAGACGAAAACGAAGAUGACAAUGCUAUACAAUUAUCUGAUGGGGAAGCAAUACAGGUUUUGGACGACAGUUCACUAGCUGAAAGUAAUGCUGGUAUCAUCAAGAUUGCACUAAUGGCCAAAAAUAACGUAAAAACUCACGUCAAUGUGCACAGAGACACGUCUUUCGCAAAACUCGACCGCCAUUUCAGGAUGGUGAAUAACAUACCGGCGGGGGUUGACCUAAGAUUUGUCUUCGACAACGAGAAUAUUAGUCCUACACAGGUAAUCGAGGAUCUGGACUUAGAGGACGAAGAUAUAAUAGAGGUAAGGCUGGUGUAA
Molecule: messenger RNA, 1626 nt
Organism: Lachancea meyersii CBS 8951
Lineage: Eukaryota; Fungi; Ascomycota; Saccharomycetes; Saccharomycetales; Saccharomycetaceae
Source: the annotation of a GenBank genome assembly